This is a messenger RNA of Alternaria atra, 1839 nucleotides long. RefSeq lists its product as uncharacterized. The record is from RefSeq and is a predicted model, not a curated record. Lineage: Eukaryota; Fungi; Ascomycota; Dothideomycetes; Pleosporales; Pleosporaceae. Bases 1 to 1839 code for a protein of 612 amino acids. The transcript has a single exon.
AUGAACCAAUCCGGCCAGCGAUCCGCUAAAUGGGGCAGUCUUGAGCUGCCAUCUCCACUACAUACAGGGCUCUGCGCCUUACCGGAAGACCCUGCCUGGCAAGAUGACGAGCAGCAAUGCUGCGUAGCCAGUAGCGACUUGAGCUCUUCUGAAGAUACCACCGAUACCGUUAACAACUUCAUACGUGUAUCCCGUUUCGCCGAUACGGGCCUCAAUCGUCUACAUCCGCUCGCUUCUUACCGAACUCCCGAUGUUCGAAACCGCGAUACUACCAGAGCUCCUGAACCGAAGACGACACAGCCUUUACGCAUGAACAAGUAUAUGAAGACACUAGACAAAGAAGAAGAAGAAGAAGAAGAAGAAGAAGAAGAAGAAGAAGAAGAAGAAGAAGAAGAAGAAGACUUGAUGGAACUGGAGGAGCUUAGGGUACCGAAGAAUCUGCAGUUGCUUUCUCAACAGCGUGAAGCAUCUUCCACUUAUGGAUGGCAGCCUAUCAACAAGAUUAAGGCUUCGCAGUAUACCACGUGCAUCAUGACCCAGACAGGAUGGCAGUUGAUCGACAACCCAGCGACCACAAAUACGCCGAGCGGGGGAAUGUCGAUGGCCCAUGCUUUGGCGCUACAGCGAGGAGAUAUACUUGACGAAGUGGGCUUGGUAAUCGAACCGCCAUCGGAUCCUAGAGAUGGCGAGGAGAUUGGAGAGAACCUGGACGACGUCGACGAUUUUCCGUGGCUAGACGACAGCUACUUCGACCACUACGGCUACCUUGAUUCUAUGAACAAUCUUGAAGACAGCAAGGAUAACAACGAGCUUGAUCUAACGCCAGAAAGCAAAACAUCCGCCAUACAAUCCAAAUCUAAGGUCGCUGACAAGAAGGGGGUACGACUCGGCUUCGACAAUUCUCUCCCCAAGUCUGCGGUGCGUAAAAGGCCGUUAUUAUCUGCACGACGGCCUACCAAGAUACCUGGAGAUAUACCGGUGAUGGGAGAUACAACGAUAAAUGACGCCAAUCAACCAGUCCACGAUACACUCGAGUUUGACAACGAAGGCAACCACAACGCCAGUGCCGAAACCUCUUCAGACGAGGCCGGCAAAUGGGAGUUGCUAGAAGGCAACAAAGACGCUCCAAGGACCGGCAAUGUCUCAGUCCACAAACUCACCAUCAAACUCCGUAACACUGCGACCGGUGAAUCCAAGACCCUCGCCUACCCACAAGCCAAAGACAUCGAUUGGACCUCCCGACCACAGAUCGCCGCCAUAACCCAAUGGCGUACCGACGUCUUCUACGAGCACGGUCUCAAUACCAAAAAGAAUGUGAUCGUGUACACACCCCUCGAAGACGCAUGGAUGACGCUGUUCCAUCGCAAACUCCGCGCCACCAUCGAAGCAGGCCACCUAGUCAGGAUCCCUGGUCCAGCCUCCGUGUUGGUAGCCUUCAACGCGUACUUCGAAGGCAGGGCGCUUAGGGAUGCAAAUGGAGAAGACGUAGGACCCAGACCCUCGCGCGAUGCAAUCUCUAUCCGGGGAAAGCUUGACGGUAGGGCUAGCAAGAUUGCCAAAGAGCGGAAGGAAAUGAGGGAACUUCUGGAAGGGAAGAAGGGUGGUGCCGUGUUUGUACCGGCUGUUACGGAGGAGGAGCUCACGAAAUUUCAAGAAGAUGGGACAGUCGCUGCUGACGACCCGAGCGAGGCUAGUAAGAAUGCAUCGUCGGGUGGUGAUGGAAGGAAGAGCAAGCGGUCGUCGCCAAAACGGAAGCGCGAGAAGGAAGAUGCAGGGGAACGAGAGGCGAAGAAGGCGAAGCAGACCACUGCAGGUGCCAAAAAGCUGUCUGGAACGUAA